AGAGAGAAGAAGAGAAGAGAAAAGAAGAAAGGAGAAAAGAAGAAAGAAAGAGAGAAUGAGAGAGAGAAGAGAUAAGAAAAGAAGAAGAAGAGAGAGAAGAGAAGAGAGAGGAAGGAGAGAGAAGAAGAGAGAGAAGAAGAGAGAGAGAAAAGAAGAAAGAGAGAAAAGAGAGAAGAAGCUAGGGAGGGAGAGAGAGAGAAGGAAGAGAGAGAAAGAAAGAAGAUAGAAGGAGAGAAGAGGAAGAGAAAGGAAAGAGAGAAAGAGAGAGAAGAAAGAAAGAGAGAGAAAGAAAGAGGAGAGAGAGAGAAAAAAAAGAAGAAGGAGAAGAGAAAGAAGAGACGAAGAAAGAAGAGAAGUAGAAAAAGAGAGAGAGAUGAUUCUGCCUCUAGCCUUGACGCAAUCAAAGGUUACAAAAGUAGAAGCCAGUAUGGCCAAGAAAUUAGAAAAAUCCUCCUCAGUCUUCUACCAUCAGAAAGGCCAUGCCUCAAGUGGGUUCCGGCUCACGUGGGCAUUAAAGGCAAUGAGGAAGCAGACACCUUGGCAAAAGAAGCGGCAAAGGAGGUCUCAAGAACAGAACUGCCAGAUAAAUUACCUAGGUCUCAUCUCAAAAAGAUCACUCUAAAACGACUGAUAGACAGAUGGCAAGCCAGAUGGGACACAGUAGAUACAGGAAGGAGAACGUAUAUGUUCUUCCCCAAAACAACGCUAGAGUUAAACUGCAAUAGUGGUAGUCACAGUUUUAUACAGGUCAUGGCCCAUUCCUGA
Stegodyphus dumicola is the source of this 765-nucleotide messenger RNA. Its product is annotated as vicilin-like seed storage protein At2g18540. The record is from RefSeq and is a predicted model, not a curated record. NCBI's taxonomy places the organism in Eukaryota, Metazoa, Arthropoda, Arachnida, Araneae, Eresidae.